AUGUCAUGGGCCACUCAAAUUCCCGAGGAAUUAACUAUAAUUCCUCGUGGUCUUGUUUGUAUAGCUAAUUUAGAUGUUCGUCAUGAUGCUGUUCAUCGUGCUAUAUGGGAUUUAUUUGAUAGUCGAAAAGAGUCGAGUACAUCUGUAUUACGGUAUAAAUUAGUUGAUAUCAAUGAACAAUAUCCUCAUUGUAAAGCAAAGCGUGCCACUUAUGAAUGGUACGUGCCAAAAGGUGUUAUCAAAACAAAUUGGAUGAAUAAACAUUUAAAUUUGGUACCAAGUUUAGUUGUAAUAUUUUUUGAAUUAGACUGGAAUGAUCCAUUAUUUCAAGAAAAACAAAAUGAAUACAAAGAAAAAAUUGAUGUUGUUCGAACAAAUCUUGAUAAUCGUGCGAGUGUCAUAUCAGUCGUUUUAUUGCAAAACAAAGAUAGUUUUCCCACAGUUGAUGAUCUUUAUAGUACCGAAAGAGAUCAAAAGGCAAAUACAUUAUGUACUUAUUUUGAUAUAACAAAACGUGCACUAUGUGUUUUACCCGUUUUACCACAACCAGAUAAUCUACACGCUUGGAUUGAUAGGUUAGAACAAACAUUCAUUGAAUGGAGUCAAAAUUAUUACACAAAUGAAAUCAAACGUGUCAAACAACAUAAAGAAACGUUAAAUAAAUUAACACAUCAGUUACUUCAUGUAAGACAUCAAUUUAAAAUGGGAUUUUUUGGUGAAUUAAAACAGGAUAUUCCAAGUGCUGUCAAAUCAUAUAAAAGUGCCUAUAGUUAUUUAACAGACAAUGUGAGAAUACAUGAUACAAAUAUACUGGAAAUGAAAAUGGUCGCCGGAUUUUUAACCUAUAAAAUUUGUCGAAUAUCAUUCGAUUUAUCUCAACCUGUUGAAGCCAUAAAUCAUUUUCGUCGUCACUCAGAUAUAUUCAAAAGCAAAAUGGGACCAGUUGAACUUUCAUUUGAACAUAAAGCAUGGUUAUCGAAACAAUUUCAAAUAUUUGCUGAUUUAUUUACACGUUGUCCGCAUGCAAUUCAAACUCAACAUCCCGGUUUUUAUUAUCAAGAAGCAGCAUAUCAAGCAAUGGCACGUAAACAAUUAGCUCAUACAUUAUGUCGUGGUAUUGAACAAUCAAACUAUGAUCCAAGUGAAUUUUUGAAAUCACCUGAAUUUUAUGGACAACGACCAUGGCGUCAACAUCAUCAGAGUGUAGAAAUUGCUGAUGCACAAAAGGAAAAGGAAGGCAUUGCAGCAUUGCAAAAUGUUGAAAUGUACAAUCUUGCUGAAGAAUAUGCCUCAUGUAAAGAAUAUGAAAAAGCAUUAAAGUAUGUAGUUCGUUUACUAAUAAUGGAUGCGACAUAA
Didymodactylos carnosus is the source of this 1356-nucleotide messenger RNA. The record is from the annotation of a GenBank genome assembly. NCBI's taxonomy places the organism in Eukaryota, Metazoa, Rotifera, Eurotatoria, Philodinida, Philodinidae.